AGAAACAAAAGAAAAAGAAAGAGUGAAGACAAGCAACACAAAAUAGGGCACCCCUUUUUAAGUGGAUUCAACUAACGAUCCCAAUUCCUAACCAACCAGUGCAGAGGAGCGGUGAGCUGUAUUCAGACACCUUACAUUAGGGUGAUAACAGUAAUGGCCUAAUUAUGCUGCCAUUAACUAGUUACUACUAGAUUCUAGAGAGAGAAACUGAGAUUUACAACGCUUCACAAAUUCUUCAGAGUACACCAAGGAUUUCUCUCGCGAACAAAACUUGCUUUUUCUUCAAGUUCAAUUUGUUACUAGCUAUUAACUUCAAUCGUUGAGGUGUAUUAGGGUGAGUAGUGAUCGAUACAAAUCUUUAUCGGCCAAUAGCAUCAAAUCUAAUUGAAUUUGGAGCAGAAUGAAGCUGAUUAUGAUUAAUUAAGUAUGGGGUGUUUUGCAUCAACUCCGAAGGAGGCUGGUGGAAUUAGGAAGCGACCAACCAAUAUCGGCGAAGUCUCAGUCUUUGUUCCUGGGCUCCGGAUUCCCAAACCUGUGGAUUUCUCUCAUUGCCUUGGUGACAGUAUACCAAAAAGUAUUUUGGACCGCUUGUCUGCUCUCAGAACACAAAUUGUUGUUAUGGUCGGCCAUGAAGCCCUAACAGUCACGCGAUCAAGAAGAAAAUCUGCUACACAACAUGGAGGUUCGACUUUGGCUGAUCUUCAGCAAGCUCUUGAAGACUACUUGCCAGUUUUGCUGGGAUUAGUUAAAGAUGGAAGUCCUUUACAGCACAAGAUUCAAUUUUCUUGGGUUAAUCAGGAGGAUGUUGCAGAGGAAACAACAAUGUCUAAUGCUUGGUAUGAGGUAUUGUCUGUUCUACAUUUGAUGGCGAUGCUGUUAUUAUCUCAAGCAAACCUUUUACUUUUGCCCAGAAUAUCUGCUGAUAGCUAUCAGCCAAAGGUUUCAGACGAAUGCAGGCGAACUUCUGUUGAUAUAUUUUUGAAAGCAGCAGGUUACCUUGAUUAUGCUGUCUGCCAUGUUAUUUCACAGCUUUCAGAUGAAAUGAGGAGAAAUUUGCCAGUAGACCUAUCUGAAGGAGUUAUACGGGCUCUUUCUCUACAGGCAUUGGGUCAGAGUGUAGAUAUUCAAUUGGGAAUGGCAAUUGAUAGUGCAAAAGCUACACUUGCUGUUAAGCGAAGGCUUGCUUGUGAAAUGGUUAAAUAUUGGCAACAGGCACAAGAUAAUAUAAUGAAUUUGCCAUUAUCUAAUGGAUGGGGCGAAAAACACCAACUGUUCAUUAAGUGGAAACAUGUUGAAGCCAAGGCUGCUGCUUAUUAUUAUCAUGGACUCAUUUUGGAUGAAGGCAACACAGCGAAAUACCAUGGAAUGGCUAUUGCUGCAUUGCAAGUAGCUGAUGAGUAUCUUAAAGAGAGUAAAAAGGCAUGUGAAGCAUUUAACAUGACCCCUCCUCAGUCAAGAAAUCCACCAUUAUGGGGAACUAUGAAGUAUCUCUCUGAAAAAAUUCCUAAAGACACUGCUAGCAAGGUGCGGAUAAAUCGGGACUUGUAUACGCAUGAGAAAAUCAUGGAGACAGCGCCAACUCUGCCUGAUUUUGCAUUGGCACUUAAACCUGACGAAUAUCAACUACCUCCUGUGCACUCGUGUUGGAGUGGCGAGACUAUGAACUCUGGACAACAAGGCGUCAACUAGCAUCCUGUUACAGUUUGGUCACUUGAUUGCAAGCACCUUUCUCUCAUUAAAGUUCACCUCUUUAAUAUUUGAAGACGAGAAGGCAAUUUCUGGUGACGUGUAACAUCAUUUGCUGUGUAAUUGGAAAACAUUUUUUUUUUUUAUGUUCAUCACUUAGUCUCUCUUUCCAGGUACCAAGCCACCAACAAAAUCAUGUAUAAUUGUAAAAAAUCAAAUUGUUGGGGACUUGUUUCUUUAUAUUGAAAAUAAUGUGUAUUUUUUUCAAAUUAGUGAGUGGUAAUACUGCAAUAAGAUUUUUCAUUUGCUGUC
Molecule: messenger RNA, 1998 nt
Organism: Amaranthus tricolor (Joseph's coat)
Lineage: Eukaryota; Viridiplantae; Streptophyta; Magnoliopsida; Caryophyllales; Amaranthaceae
Exons: 13
Coding region: 427-1689 (420 amino acids)
Source: RefSeq, a predicted model, not a curated record